GCUUUUACUUUGAAAGCGUCACCUGGAUGUGGAACUGAGUGUUUCCGGGUUCAUCUUGAUUGGCGUUCGUUGUUCUGGAGCGCAUUUCUGGGUAUCUCGACUUUCUUCAUUCAGGCCAUUGUGUGACGAACCCGCUCAUGUUCCGCCCGGACCCGCGGGCGCGCGCUCCGCCGCCGCUGCCGUUCGGACGCCCGCCGCUUCCCGCCCUUCCCUUCAGGCCGGCGGGACCCGGAGCUCCGUUCACGGAAAACCCUUUCUGCCCCAGCAGGCCGCCGGGAUCCCACUUCAUCAGCCCCCACUGUAGCAACUUCUCCAUAGACUGUAGUACAGUCAUUGCUUUGAGUGGCAGCCAGCAGAUUGCGCCCCCUGCUGAAACAACGCCUCAUCCAGUACCUCCGUGGAAACCCAGUUCUUUGGAGAAAAAAUGCCCAGACAGCAGUGACCGGGCUGGAGAAGAAUUCCUGCGAUGCAUCGCCGCCAACAAGCCCCUACCAGACUACUUGAAAGGGAACAUGGCUUACAACCUGGCAGAAGCGUUUAAAUCUGCUGACGUCCUUAAAGAAGCCCUUAAAUCAGAUCCAAAGUUCCAGAAGCAUGUGUCGAGGAGCAAAAGCCGGAGCAGAAGUAAUGCCCGAUCUGGAGGUAAAACACGGGGGCGCAGCCGAAGUCGGGGACGCAGCCAAAGCAGGGGCCGCAGCCGAAGCCGGGGGCGCAACCGAAGCCGGGGACGCAGCCGGGGACGUAGCCGAAGCCGGAAGCGUAGCCGAAGCAGAGGAAGAAGCAAAAGUCGAGUACGCAGCAAGAAUUGUGGUGAAAGCAAAAAUAGAGGUAGCAGUUGGAGUCGAACUAGGAGUCGAAGUGGAAGCCGAAGCAGAAAGAAGCGCCUGAGAAGCAAGAGCCAGGUUGGAAAGCCAAGCUCAGAAAGUAGUGAAGUGACCUUUGGCAAGGAUGAGAAGAAGAAGAGCAGCCCGGGCAGCUCUGCUGUCGACUUGACGAGGAACAGCCUAUUGGAGGAACUGAAGCUCGUCAUGAGCAACAGUGAGCUAGAGGGUUGCUUGCCCUCUCUCAAAGCAGCCAUUCUCACUAUCCAGAGCCCACCUGAAGAUAAACCUGCAGAGUGUCUGCCUGUGACGACUCAGAGUCAGCAAAGACAAAGCAAAACUUGUCAGGACAACUCUACUUCUCUGGAAAAUGAUAGUAUGCUGCUUCCCCACGAAAGAGUUGGGGGCGACUUCUCCUGGCUCCAAGAGAAGAGCGAAGAGGACAUUUCAGUACAGAGAGCCAACGAGCUUGAGGAAGAGGAGUCCUUCUUGUAUGGGACAGUUUCUCCUCAUGCGAAGCAAAGUAAACCACAGGAACUGCACAGUUCUGCUGUUCACCAGUCUCCGCUCAGCGGCUGUCAGAAUCCUCUCCUGUCAAAACAAUCCCUUCAGAUUCCUUCUUCCGUCUCUAGUCUGGACAGUGAGCAGUGUGAGAAGAUCAAAAGCAUCCUGAGCAGCCUGGGCAUUCCCUCACACUCAGAAAAAGACCCAGUGAAGACAUUGGAGUUGAAGGAGGGCAGUGAGCCCCCUGCAGUUGCUGUCAGCUCAGACACGGCCAUGGCAACGCUAAACAACCCAAAUGUUCGCAAAGCUCUGGAGUCUCUGAUCAAAGCCACAAAGGAGAAAAGGACCAAAAGUGGAUCUUCCCAGACAGCUGAUCGGCAGCAGAAAAGUGGCAACGAAGACAGAAGGAAGGAAAAACGAGCCAAAAUUAAUCAGAUUGAGACUUUUGCAGCUGAGUUGGAGGAAUUAUUAAAACGAGAUGGUCAGGACUAUCUGUCUCCAGUUGUCGGCUUUUACUGUAAGAAGUGUCAGGAGUUCAUUGGAGAUUUGAGCUCUGCAGACGGCCAUGCAGACAUGCACGGACGCUCCAGCACGAAAGAACAGCUGGACUGGGGGGGUAAAGGCUUUCGGGGGGGCCACCAUCAGAGCAGCCCCCAGGCCCCCUCACAUCAAAGAGGUUAUAGUGACUCCAGGAACAGCAAAGGCUUCCAUCAAAGCUGGAAGAAUCAGGCGUAUUCGCAUCACGACAGGGGGGGCCAGCUGGACCACAAAGGCUUCUUCCUGAAGGAGGAGAUGAAGAAGGAGAGGAUGCUCAUAACAGUCUCCGGUGGACUGACGUCGGCCCCCCCAGCCGUCAGGGUGAAGGAGGAGCCCAGGGAGCAGGCUGUGCUGGGCACCAGCACAGAGGGGGCGGGGUCGACCAAAAGCAGGAAAGAAAAGGAGGAGAGCAGCGACAGCAGCAGGGACGACGGCUCCCCCAAAAACAAAACCCCCCGGAAAAAGAAGAAGAAGAAGGAGAAGAAAAAGAAAAAAGAAAAGCGGGACAAGUCUUAACCGUCUUUGUGGUGGUGGGUUUCCAGAAUACCACGUUCCUAUUUUUACACAUUCUUUUAGUUUAAUGUUUUGUGUGAAAUCCCCC
Oryzias melastigma (Indian medaka) is the source of this 2463-nucleotide messenger RNA. RefSeq names its product serine/arginine repetitive matrix protein 2. Lineage: Eukaryota; Metazoa; Chordata; Actinopteri; Beloniformes; Adrianichthyidae. The record is from RefSeq and is a predicted model, not a curated record. The coding region runs from base 138 to 2378 and encodes 746 amino acids. The transcript is spliced from 8 exons.